Molecule: messenger RNA, 1440 nt
Organism: Sparassis crispa
Lineage: Eukaryota; Fungi; Basidiomycota; Agaricomycetes; Polyporales; Sparassidaceae
Product: kinase-like protein
Exons: 6
Coding region: 1-1440 (479 amino acids)
Biological process (GO): regulation of mRNA processing; protein phosphorylation; spliceosomal complex assembly
Molecular function (GO): protein kinase activity; ATP binding
Source: RefSeq, a predicted model, not a curated record
AUGAAAGCAAGGCGCUCAGUUCUGGGAUCAUUCGUGAAAGUUAGGAACCAGUAUGGGAACUUACAGCUGAAGCCUCCUCUGUUUCUUCGCCACAGCUCCUCCUCCCACUCACGCGAGUCGCAUCCCGUGAUGUCCAACAAGGUCGUCCAGAACCCUUCGUCUCUCGCCGCCCCGGAGUCCACAGGUACCCUCACGGCUACCGUAGAGGAUGCUGCUGUGGUCGUCGAAUAUCCGGAAGAACCUGUCGGCAUUCCAGCAGCACUAUUACCCUCGGAUGUCCCAGCUUUCAUGGAGGUUCACAUAGGGGACGAGAUCGGACCACAGGGUCGUUACGCAAUAGUACGCAAGUUGGGAUAUGGAUCGUUCUCAAGCGUUUGGCUCGCUCGCGAUGUGUCCCGACAGUCUGCAUCCUCUAAGUAUGUAGCUAUCAAGAUCCUCACAGGGCAGGCUACAAGGCUCGUUCAUACCGGGAUCAUUAGAGAGGCACGCGUUCUUCAAUAUAUCAAUCUUCGCUCCAAGUUCAGGCAUGGUGGGGACAAAUGCGUUAAGCUCUACGACACCUUCAUCUGUGAAACGGCAAGGAACGAUACUGGUCCACACCAAUGCUUAGUUACAGAAGUUCUUGGGAUGGAUCUCAAUCACUUCCGCGAUCAAUAUCCGGGGAGAGCUCUACCAUUGCCACUAUUGAAGCUUUUAUUGCAACAUCUUCUGACCAGCUUGGACUUCAUACAUUUCGGGUGUACAGUGACGCAUACGGAUUUGAAGCCCGACAACAUCAUGCUCGCCUCUCCGUUUUCGGAUGAGCAGAUCAUGCGAAUCCUGAAGGAGGACCCUCCUAAGUACUAUCCUCCGGUGUUAGUUUUAGGCCGCGAAGUGCGACCCAUAGUCAGCCAGCCAUUGCCAGCACUGCAAGUGCCCAUGGAUCAACUGGUUUUCAAGCUUGCCGACUUCGGCCACGCCCAGAUCUGCGAGGAGGAAGUGACGAACGAUAUCAGUCCUAGAGCGCUCCGUGCCCCGGAAGUUAUUUUGCAGUGCGGAUGGAACUUCAAGGUCGACGUGUGGGCCGUCGGAUGCCUGACGUUUGAGCUGUUGACUGGGUCACAGCUGUUUACCCCUGAAGACAACGCUGCCGAAGGCACCACUGCGGACGAUGAUCACCUGCUGCGCAUCAUGAAAAUCCAGGGAUGCCCGUUCCCCACGGAAUUUCUGGCUGAAUCCCAUAAUCGGGACCUAUUUCUGAAUGCGGACGGUACACUGAUUCGUAUACCCUCGAAGAGCGAUGCUAGGACGAUUGCUGAACGCAUACGCGACUCAAAGACUGUGGAGGACUCUCGCGAGCUAAUGAAUGCUGCAGCAUUCAUCGAGAGGUGUCUGCAGUACGUCCCUGAAGACAGGCCGGACCCCAUUGAACUCUUGGAGGAUCCGUGGCUCCAGGGAUGA